UUUCAAAAAGUAGAGAAGCUUACAUCAACUCUCAGUUUUCUUUUUCCAUUCUUCCUUCGCAUUUUCACAAUGGAAGCUUUUAACCUUCUCAAAUUCUGGCGAAAUUCCAGUCCUGAUACUUCUUCUUGCCGAGACAUUGUCUCUGAAUUUGAUGAUUUGGACUACGUACGUAACCCGGCCAUUGAAACUGAUGAAGAAACCGAUGACGACGAGGAUUCCUUCUUCGACAUGGUGUUUACCGGUCCUGAUGGACUCCCCAAAUUGGACAAAAAAUGUAACCCUGUUUCUGAACCUGAGUCUCCAAGAGAUGUGUUUUUUAAACCAAAACCUUUUGCAAUCGAUUCCAACCCAAAGCCUCAAUCUCCAAUUUCGAUUCUCAAAUCAGCACCUAAGUUUAGGGUCUUUUUCUUGAGCUUCAAGAAGUCCAAGACCGAGAAAAUGAGCAUUGACGAUUCUUCUAAGAUUCAAAACCAGAAACUUUCGCCAAAGGCAGAGAGCAAGCGCUUUCCAGUGAGCCCUGUAUUUACUAGGGACAACAGUUUAAGAAGCAAACUGCAAAACGAGAAGGAUGAAGAGUCUUCUUCCAUUGAUGAAUCGUUGAAGAAAUUUGUAAGAGCUGAUGUGCCCAAGUACUUAAAAUUAAUGAAACCAUUGUAUGCCAGAGCCUCAAAAAGGUACACUGAUAAAAUCAGUACUGCGUCACCAUUGUCUUCUCCGUCUACACAAUCAAUGUGUUCACCAAGAAAAGCAUCAGAGGAGAAACAGGGGAACCGAUUUGGACCUGUGCGUAAGCACUUAGGGAAAAGCAGGUCAUCAGUGUCUACAUUUGCUGGAGUUUCAUCAUCUCCGAUGAAUCGGAGAGACGAUUCACUGUUGCAGGAGCAAAGUGAUGGAAUCCAAGGUGCUAUUCUUCACUGCAAGAGAUCUUUCAGCUCAGAGACAAAAGAUCUGGGAAGAGCCUCUUCUGAGGAACUGAACAGAUGGAGUAUUUGAAUUAAGUAUUGUGGUCAAUUGAUUGUAUCAGUGGUAGAGUAGUGUUGAAAAAAAAAAGAGGAUCAGUAGGAGUAGUAGAGUAGGAUAUAUUAGAGGAGUGGCUCUGUGACGUCACUUGAGAAAACGUCCGUCCAGCAAUGAAUAGUGUUUUGGUUUGUGCAAGUAAAUUAAAGUGACUGUAAAAGUAGUAUCUCUCUCAAUGGGAAUCAGGAGAUAUGAUUAUGUAAAGAUCUUCAAGUGUGCUUGUACUUCUGUAUUAAAAUUUCAGUUUGGUCAUUAUGAUUCCA
This is a messenger RNA of Lycium ferocissimum, 1280 nucleotides long. RefSeq names its product probable membrane-associated kinase regulator 2. The record is from RefSeq and is a predicted model, not a curated record. Gene Ontology annotation, cellular component: plasma membrane. The transcript has a single exon. Bases 70 to 993 code for a protein of 307 amino acids. NCBI's taxonomy places the organism in Eukaryota, Viridiplantae, Streptophyta, Magnoliopsida, Solanales, Solanaceae.